Molecule: messenger RNA, 1269 nt
Organism: Chironomus riparius
Lineage: Eukaryota; Metazoa; Arthropoda; Insecta; Diptera; Chironomidae
Source: the annotation of a GenBank genome assembly
UCUUCUUUCAAUCAGACAAGAAUUAAGUUUGAGCCAAAAAUGUUUGCAAAUUUCAAAAGUGUCCUUGAAUCUGCUUUUAGUUACAAGAAAUCACUCGAAAGAGAAGAAAUUAAGCAAGAUUGUGUGGAUUUAUUGCGAGAUAAACUCAAAGAUUCAAAGAUUGUGCCAAAGUCAUUAACAGACAAACAGCUUCUCAAUUUCCUAACAACAUACAAAGAAGACAUCGAUAAAGUUGUUGUUUUGAUGGAAAAUUAUUACCAAUGCAAAGCAGCAGCUCCACAAUUAUUCCAAAACCGUGAUGUUUAUUCAACUGAACUUCGAAAUGCUUUGAAGAAUCAAUAUUAUAUUUUUCUACCUGUUCUUCCUGAUAAUCAGUUGUUGAUUUUCCAUGGACUCAAGAAUUUAGAUCCAAGCACUUAUGACUAUGAUACAGCUACGAAAUUAUACUUCAUGCUGUUCGAAGCCUAUGCGUACCAUUUUGGACCAUUCAAUGGAGCAGUUAUGCUUUACGAUAUGAAAGGAUCUGGUUUGAGGUUUUUAUUUAAGCCAAGCGUAUCAUCAUUAAAACAAGUUGUCAAAUAUGUUGAGGAAGCAAUUCCUGUGAACAUCAACAAAGCUAUAGUUUUCAACACAAUCAAAGCUUUUGACUUGAUUAUUUCUCUUGUCAAGCCAUUCGUUAAAUCAAAGUUGUUUAUGAGAGUGCAAUACUAUAACUCGGAUAUAGAUCUGGAAAAAUUUUACGAAACUCAAGUUCCAAAAAGUCAUUUGCCAAAGGAAUUUGGUGGAACUUUAGGCACAUUAGAUGAACUUCAAGAGCAAAGCAUUCAACUGUUUAUGAACAUGAGAGAAUAUUUUGUUUUGGAGGACAAACAAGCAAGAUUUGAAUUCGAUGACUACAUCAAGGAACAUCCAAACGAGGUUCAUCAUAAUGACUAGAUUCAUAUUGAUUAAAUUAUCAAACUAGUUUAUUCGUUGUAUUUUGAAGUGAUAUUUUUUGAAUUUAAAUAUAAACUGUGUGGCUGUUCAGCUGUUUUGUCCAAUUCUUUGAAGAAGCGAAGUCUAAUCUUGUAUGAUAGUUAAGCAAAUUAGACGUAAUAUAUGAACAACCCUAAUAAAGAUCUAUAAAGCAGAUUGUGUUGCAUUUAAACUUUUUUCCAUUUGAAUUUUAACUUUCCAAAUUGCUUCCGAAAUCUCAGAAAGUCCUUGACUCUCUUGCAUUUAUUUCCGACGACGAGGAAGUACUAAUAAAACAAAAUCAGUUUUAAAAAC